AUGGUUGGGUCGGUGCCGCCGCCCGUCGGUCGGACAGGCAGCUUUCAGAGAGAGGUCUCGUCUGAUGGCCUGACCGGCUCGGACUCCAGAGAGGAAACCAGCGACCAUGGCAGUUCUCUUGGGCAGCACGCCUCGACGGCCACUGUCAACCUUGUGCUCAGGGCGCCUCGCAGGAUCCAUUUCGAGGCGCCCAGCGAGACAGACUCACCAGCAUGUCGCGGCCGCCCGGUGGAGCCGCGCCGCCAAGGGACACCGAGCAAGAGCCGCAAGGGGCGCUCCUGGGGCGCUACCAUCAUCCCAAUACGGACCAACGCCGAGGGCAAGAUGGAGGUGCUGUGUGCCCAGAGCACGAUGGUGAACUACCUCAUGACGCAGAAGUCCUCCGAGCCAGUGCUGAUGAACUGCCCCUGCGACGUGCGCAUCCUGGGCGGCCUCUACGCCCCAGGCCAGAGGACACCCCUGGACACCAUGAUCGCUGGGCUCACAGCCGCGGGGGUGAGGGGCUCGCAGCGGUACGUGCGGUCGCACGUCGCGGAGCGGGUGCUGCUGGAACGGGCCGCGCUACACCUCAGGCUGUUCAGCAUGACCCCCCACGAUGAGACUACGAGGGCGGCAGCCAAGGUGUUCCAUUUUGUAUGCACCAUGGACGCCACUGUCGGCAACACCUUCGCUGAGACCCUCAACAGAAUGGUGAAGGUGCAGCUUGACUUCUGCGAGGCUAUGGGCGACGAGCUGUUCUCCAUGAAGCAGGCCUCUCGGGCGCCCAUGUGCCCCAAGUUUGUGGAGGUACGCUGGUUCGGCGCCGAGGAGCUAUUGGAGCACCUCUCGCGCCCAUUCUUCAACGACUACAUGCGCGAUCAGUUCCAGAAGCACGGCGUCGGGAACCAGGAGCGGGAGUCGUCGAUCCGGCGGAACCCACACCGGCGCGUGCUGACAGAGCUCUGUUCCUUGACGUUCGAGGAGGCCCUGAAGAGAGCUCGCCUCUUCGAGGGGAGCCUGCGGCAGCUUUCCAACGACGAGAUGGCGGCCACGGACUACUCCGAGCUGCAGGACUCUGCAAAUGGGCUCCUUUCCUCUGUGCGAUCAUUCAACCUCAACGUCCUGCCCUGGGGCGCCUCCGCGUUCGGCUCCGGGCAGGGGCGGCACGCCCUGCCCCGCCUCCUCCACUUCCUGCAGGCGAUCGGCGAGCGGCGCGCCGGCAGCCUGGCGCCGGACGUGCUGGCGCUGCAGGAGCUCUUCGCGACGCCCUUCGUGCCACCGAGCUGCCUGCAGAGGUACGCGGUGCGAGAGAUGGCCAAUCUGGCGGAUUUCGCAGCCACCGGGCCGAAGCCUUCGCUGUUUGAUCUCUUUCGCGAUAGGAAAUGGACAGACUCGGGCUUGGUAGUGUUUAGUCGCUUUCCCAUCAUCAAGCAAAAGUUUAUCAAGUUCACGUCGAGUUCUGGCUUAGACAGUGGGGCGACAAAGGGUGCGCUUUGGGUGCAGCUCGAGAUUAGCAGCAGCGGGAAAUGCAUCGAUGUUAUCAACUGCCACCUGCAGGCCUCUCACACAGGGGACAAGAGCGACACCUUCCAGAAAAUCCGCAGGUCCCAGCUCAGUCAGCUUCGUGAGCUGGUUCAGGAGGCGGGGCACGAGCGUGUGCGCCCCCUCCUGCUCACCGGCGACUUCAACGUGGACGCCAUCCCGGAGCCCUCGGACCCCACGGGCUCCUAUGGGCUGGCUCUCCCGAGGGAGCGCAAGGAUUCCAAGGACUACGAGCAAAUGCUGCAGGUGCUGGACCCCGACGGAGACCUGGUGGAUCUGCUCAACGGGCCCACCAGGGAGAGCCCCCUGAAGAAGGGGUGGGGCCAGCACCCCUGCACGCGCCCGCCCCGGCUGAAGCUGCCGAUGUCGAUGCAGUACAGGGCCCGGCACAAGUACCCCCAGCGACUCGACUACGUGUUCUACUGGCCGUCCCUCUCCUCGCUCGUGGAGCACAGGGAGACGUGGAUCGACGAGUUCAAGGCCAGUCCGUCGCAGGCCAUCCUCGAGCAAAUCUCGAAGGAAGAACAGACUGCAUUGGCGUAA
Molecule: messenger RNA, 2064 nt
Organism: Prorocentrum cordatum
Lineage: Eukaryota; Dinophyceae; Prorocentrales; Prorocentraceae
Source: the annotation of a GenBank genome assembly